AUGCAGUCCCUCGCUUCAGGCCGCUCUUUCGGCCCCCUCCCCGCGCAAAGGAGCGUAGCACGCAGGGCCGAUGCCCUCAGGGCCUCUGUCCUGGGCGUGCCCAGGCGCCCCGGGGCGUAUGCCAAGUGCGGCGCGCAGAAGAUCAGCAAUGACCUGGCCCAGGAGCUGGUGCAGAAGGCCCCUGCCACUGCUAUGGCCGGCCUCGUCGCUUUCCUGAUGGCCGCCACUCCCAACGCCGCCGUGGCCGCUGACACUUUCGCGCCGCCGGAGGGCGCCACCACGACCACGACGUUUGCUGAGCGACCCGCACCCCAGAGUCUUGCACUGGGUGGCGCGUCGGCCGGCCAGCAGGCGCCCGCGCUGCGCGACGAGGCCACGGCUGGGCUCCCCGAGGGCAACCAGUGGCGCUACUCUGAGUUCAUCAACGCCGUGCAGUCCGGCAAGGUUGAGCGCGUUCGCUUCAGCAAGGAUGGCACCAUGCUGCAGCUGACGGCCAUCGACGGCCGCCGCGCCACCGUGGUGCUGCCCAAUGACCCAGAGCUGGUGGACAUCCUGGCCAGGAACGGUGUGGACAUCAGCGUCUCCGAGGGCGAGCAGCAGGGCAACUUCGCCGCGCUGCUGGGCAACAUCCUGUUCCCCCUGCUUGCGUUUGGCGGCCUCUUCUUCCUGUUCCGCCGCUCUCAGGGCGGCCAGGGCGGCGGCCUGGGUGGCGGCAUGGGUGGCGGUAUGGGUGGCCCCAUGGACUUUGCCAAGUCCAAGAGCAAGUUCCAGGAGGUGCCGGAGACGGGUGUCACCUUCGCCGACGUCGCGGGCUGCGAUGGCGCCAAGCUGGAGCUGGUUGAGGUGGUGGACUUCCUUAAGAACCCCGACAAGUACACCGCGCUGGGCGCCAAGAUCCCCAAGGGCGCUCUGCUGGUUGGUCCCCCUGGUACCGGCAAGACCCUCCUGGCCAAGGCCGUGGCUGGUGAGGCUGGCACCCCCUUCUUCUCCUGCGCCGCCUCUGAGUUUGUGGAGCUGUUUGUCGGCGUGGGCGCCAGCCGCGUGCGCGACCUGUUUGAGAAGGCCAAGGCCAAGGCACCCUGCAUCAUCUUCAUCGACGAGAUCGAUGCCGUGGGCCGCCAGCGCGGCAGCGGCAUGGGUGGCGGCAACGACGAGCGCGAGCAGACGAUCAACCAGCUGCUGACAGAGAUGGAUGGCUUUGAGGGCAACACGGGCGUCAUUGUGCUGGCCGCCACCAACAGGCCCGAUGUGCUGGACCAGGCCCUGCUGCGCCCCGGCCGCUUUGAUCGCCAGGUGACUGUGGACCGCCCUGAUGUCCAGGGCCGCGUGUCCAUCCUCAAGGUCCAUGGCCGCGGCAAGGUGCUGUCCAAGGACGUCGACCUGGAGAAGGUGGCGCGCCGCACCCCCGGCUUCACGGGCGCCGACCUGCAGAACCUCAUGAACGAGGCCGCCAUCCUGGCCGCGCGCCGCGGCCUGCAGGAGAUCUCCAAGGACGAGAUCGCGGACGCCCUGGAGCGCAUCAUCGCGGGCCCCGAGAAGAAGGGCGCCGUCAUGAGCGACAAGAAGAAGAAGCUCGUGGCCUACCACGAGGCCGGACACGCGCUGGUGGGGGCCCUCAUGCCCGACUACGACCCCGUGACCAAGAUCUCCAUCGUGCCGCGCGGGGCCGCGGGCGGCCUGACCUUCUUCGCGCCGUCAGAGGAGCGCCUGGAGAGCGGGCUGUACAGCAGGACUUACUUUGAGAACCAGAUGGCGGUGGCGCUGGGCGGCCGCAUCGCGGAGGAGCUGAUUUUCGGGGAGGACGACAUCACCACCGGCGCGUCUGGUGACUUCCAGCAGGUGACCCGCACCGCCCGCCUGAUGGUCACGCAGCUGGGCUUCAGCAAGGCCCUCGGCCAGGUGGCCUGGAGCAGCGGCGGCGGCAACGCGUUCCUGGGGCAGUCCAUGGCGCAGCCCGCGGACUUCUCCAGCCAGACCGCGGACGAGAUCGACCAGGAGGUGAAGUCGCUGGUGGAGCGCGCGUACCGCCGCGCCAAGGACCUCAUCCAGUCCAACAUCGACAUCCUGCACAAGACGGCCGCCGUGCUGCUGGAGAAGGAGAACAUUGACGGCGAUGAGUUCCAGCAGAUCGUCCUGGAGUCCCAGGCGCAGCAGUACCUCAAGGGCGACGCGCCCGGCGUGUCCAUCCCUUACCAGUAA
This is a messenger RNA of Monoraphidium neglectum, 2199 nucleotides long. Its product is annotated as cell division protease FtsH. The record is from RefSeq and is a predicted model, not a curated record. The transcript has 11 exons. Gene Ontology annotation, molecular function: ATP-dependent peptidase activity; metalloendopeptidase activity; ATP binding. Bases 1 to 2199 code for a protein of 732 amino acids. Gene Ontology annotation, biological process: proteolysis. Gene Ontology annotation, cellular component: chloroplast thylakoid; membrane. Lineage: Eukaryota; Viridiplantae; Chlorophyta; Chlorophyceae; Sphaeropleales; Selenastraceae.